CUUAUCCCUCGUUUUACACUAAGUAUAGAUGACUGAAACUAAUUUACCCAAAAUUUUGACUUAUACUCUUUUGCCCACACACGAUAGAUAUAUUAGUUCAUAUUGUAGUCAUUUUUUUACAGUUUUAGGCCCGGUUCAGUGUCACAAAUGUUCGAGAAUCUAUAAGCACAAAAUAACCCUGAACAGGCAUUUGAAAUACGAAUGUGGAAAGAAUCCCCAAUUUUCCUGCCACUUUUGUUCCAAAGCUUACAAACGCAAGGAUGGCUUGGAACAUCACUUAAUAACCACUCACCAUACUGGAAAUGAUUUGACUUGGAAAAGUGGCGAUUUGUUUUUCUGGAGAUGAUGUAAAAAAGGGUGACACAAUAAGAGAAUAAUUUAGAAAAUUAGGAUCCGAUAAAGCACAUACCCCAACUCACUAUUGCGAGAGAUGUCAUAAAGUAUACAAGCACAAACACAACCUAAAGAGGCAUUUGACGUAUGAAUGUGGAAAGCAGCCUCAAUUCCGAUGCAUGCUAUGCAAUCAGAGAUACACGCAGAAGAGCAGUUUGCAAAAUCAUUUGAAACAUAGACACAACUUGUCUUUGGUUAACAGUGAUAUUGUUUGUUCUUAAUCAUGAAUUGCCUGAGAAGCAGGUACCUUAUCAAUAA
Psylliodes chrysocephalus is the source of this 651-nucleotide messenger RNA. Lineage: Eukaryota; Metazoa; Arthropoda; Insecta; Coleoptera; Chrysomelidae. The record is from the annotation of a GenBank genome assembly.